Eriocheir sinensis (Chinese mitten crab) is the source of this 2446-nucleotide messenger RNA. RefSeq names its product juvenile hormone esterase-like. The coding region runs from base 144 to 1973 and encodes 609 amino acids. The transcript has 12 exons. Lineage: Eukaryota; Metazoa; Arthropoda; Malacostraca; Decapoda; Varunidae. The record is from RefSeq and is a predicted model, not a curated record.
GAGAAAAACAUAUCCUCAGUUCGUCUGUAUGAAAAGCCUCUCUGGGAUUUAUUUCCUUGGACUGUUUUGUGUCGCUGGUGAUAGUUUUACACGACCUCUGAGAUUCUCCUCUAGAAAUUUAAGCCUGCAUUCUCAAGGCACCGAUGUGGCGUGUGGUUGAGGUUUUAGUGGUGGUGGUGGCGUUGGUGGCUGCGUCGGAUGGUAGCAGCGAGGAGGAGCGGCUGGUUGUGCAGACUGAGGACGGCAGGGUCUCCGGCUUCAGGGAAUACUCAACGAAGGGCCGCGGCUUCUACUCCUUCCUGUCCAUUCCUUAUGCCAAGCCGCCGGUGGGAGAGCUGCGUUUCCAGGACCCCGUGGCAGGUGAAGGGUGGGAGGGUGUGCGGGACGGGACCAAGGUGGCGCCGGUGUGCCCACAGAUUCCCUUCAUUGCGCUCACCAAGAGGGACCCGGUGAUCGUGGGCGAGGAGGACUGUCUCUUCCUUGGUGUAUUCUCUUCAAUGCCCUCGGACCGGCGUCUUCCAGUGCUGGUGUUCCUGCACGGCGGCGGGUUCUUCGCGGGCGGCGCCAACACCUACGGCGGGACGGUGCUCAUGAACGAAGACGUGGUGCUUGUGUUGGUGCAGUACCGCCUGGGGCUGCUGGGCUUCUUAUCAACGGAGGACUCUGUGAUGCCCGGGAACUACGGCCUCAAGGAUCAGACUCUCGCCCUCCGCUGGGUUCAGAACAACAUCCAUCACUUCGGAGGGGAUCCAGACCGCGUGACGAUCUUCGGAGAGAGUGCGGGAGGCGCCUCUGUCCACUUCCACCUCCUGUCUCCGCACUCCCAUGAACUGUUCGCGCGCGCCAUCAUGAUGUCCGGGACGCUGUUCAGCCCGUGGGCGAGGGGCGGCGGUUUCAAGGACGUGGCGAAACACACAGCCAGGCUCUUCGGGUGUCCGGUGCCUGCUGACGCCGUGGACUGCCCGGCCAGCAAGACUCAGUACUGUCUCCUGGACGACGAGGAACCCGGCUUUAGCGAGGCCAUCAUGCACUGCCUCCAGGGGGUUGACGCCAAGAACCUGACCGCCACGCUGAUGGACCACGCGAUCUUCGUCUUCAACCCGGUGCUGAUGGGGCCGCGCGUGGACGGGGACUUCCUGCCCGCCGAGCCCGAGACGCUGAUGGCCGAGGGGCGACACAAGCACACGGACAUCAUCUCGGGGGUCACGGCGCAAGAGGGCGCUCUCCUGGCGCUGCCCCUGUUCAGCGAGGAUGGGUUGAAGUCGGACCUCGUUGACAACUUCGAGGAGAUCGGUCCUGGGUCACUGGACCUUGCCGUUGGGGACGAAGCACCGGUGGCCUUGGCACGGAAGAUCUUCGACUAUUACGUUGGAGGCGUGAGGGUGGAUGAGGAAAGCGCUGAUAAGAUAUGCCAGCUGUAUGGUGAUCGCCACUUCAAUCUGGGCCACGAUUAUGUGUCCGCCCUGCACGCCCAUAACGCGGCGCCCCACAAGGCCUACCUCUACACCCUCGACCACCGUGGCCAGCAAUCCUUUGACCAGUUCUAUGACACGGAUGUUGGACGAAACUGGGUGAGCCACGUGGACGAUCUCUUCUACAUCUUCUCGGGCGGACCAGUUUGGGCGCCGCUGGAGAGGGAAGAAGACCUGAGGCUGAGAGACAUCAUUACCAAGCUGUGGGCCAACUUCGCGGCAAUAGGUAACCCCACGCCAGAUGACUCCCUCGGGUUCCAAUGGCGAGCCGCUGAAUCUUGCGACUUGCAGCACCUGUCCCUCACACCCACACCUGCCAUGGUGGGCGACAGACGAAGGGAGGUCCGCGCCUUCUGGGAAACGCUACCCAUCAAACAGAACCUCCUUCUCAACCCUGAUAAGGUGGAACACAUACACGAGGGUGAGCUUGGCGACACACACGACGACCAGCAGCCGCCCACCAUCAAACUGAGGAAGUGGAGGGCCAGAACUGAACUUUAGAUGCUCAUUUGUUUUGGUAUUCAAGUUCAAAUUAAGGAAGUGGAGGGCAGGAACGGAACUUUAGAUGCUCAUUUGUUUUGGUGUCAAGUUCUACACGACUAUCAAAUUAAAGAAGUGAUGGGCAGGAACUGAACUUUAGAUGCUCAUUUGUUUUCGUUAAGUUCUACACGGCUAUCAAUAUACGGAAGUGGAGGGCCAGAACCGGACCUUAGAUGCUCAUAUGAUUUCUGUUAAGUUCUACACGACUAUCAAAAUGAGGAAGUGGAGGGCCAGAAGCGAACUUUAGAUGCUCAUUUGUUUUUGUUAAGUUCUACACGGCUAUCAAAUUAAGGAAGUGAAGGGCAGGAACUGGACUUUAGAUGCUCAUAUGAUUUCUGUUAAGUUCUACACGACUAUCAAAAUGAGGAAGUGGAGGGCCAGAACUGGACUUUAGAUUGUCAAUUGUUUUGGUAUCAAGUUCUACACGACUAUCA